CUUCGGUUCGACUCAAACGUUGCACUAAGUUUUUUAAAGAUCACUGUAUGUCAACAUUCAAAUUUUAUCAUAAUGUUCUGUGUACAUUCACCCGAAAAUAUGCAAAAAAAGGGAAAACAACCAAAGGAAUUGCCGCUGUCGCUAAAAUACGUGAAAUUAAUGUAGAGACAGAUCCAGAGAAAAUUGUAAACUGCUGCUGUAUUAAUUAUAGAAUAGGUGAACAACCCAUUCCACUGAAGCCAGAUAAGUAUGGAUUUUUUAUAAUUAACCCCCGUAGUGAGUAUCCGGAUUGGCUCUGGAAAUUACGGACAGAUAGAGGUUCUCCCCCUCUUGAAGAGGUUGAUAAAAAUUCUUACUAUUAUUGGAGACGAAUUAGAAAAAUGAACCGUAACCUGAUCAAUAAGUUGGCUUCCGUGGAUGGGUGGCAUAGGAAGGAUCAUUGGUCGUUUGAAAAUCAUGCCCUUCGAUUUUAUGGUAACUUGUACUUAGCUGUUAGUGAAUGGUCUAAUUCAAAGAAACUACUUGAAAAUAAAAAUUAAUCCAUACCACCUUGCAUUUACACAGCACGCCCAAGUAUGAUUUUUAUCUGCCAAAUAAGUUGCAAGUCACCUGAUAGUCAAGUGGAAACUUUAUUAUGGCAAUUAGUUCCAUUCGGUGAUGACUUUUAAAAUCUUUAGUGGUGAAUGAUAACGUAUUGUAGUGUGUCCCGUCACUUUCAUAUGUGUGAGUAGCUUUCAUUUUCCAGUAAAAUAUACCUGUUCACAGUUAUUAGUAGAACAGUUAACCUACAAUAUUUAUCUUGACCCACUACACAACAACUCCAAAAGAUUCCGAACUGUAUGUAAGGGUCUUAACAUUUAGGACUCGACAGUUAUUCUGAUAACUAGCCAAGGAUUUAAAUUUAUAGACCAGGCAUCUAAACACAAAAAGUUCAUUUAAAAAGCCCAUAGUAACAUAUUACUUGCAAAUAGGAUAGUAAGAACCGUCUGCUACAGCUUCGCGUACAUAAUAACUUAUUUUUAAUCAGUACACAAUCAUCGCCUAUAAGAUACGAGGAUUUCUACCUGUGCAAUUCAAACCUGGACUUAUUACAAUCAGUUAACUCGUGGGUUUAUGACUUGGAAAAUCACCGUAGUUACCAACAGGUGAUUGAAAUAUAAACUCACAUUUUUAUCAAACAUCAAACUAUUUUAGAUUCAAGAAUAAUUUUUAAAUCACUAGUAUGUAUAUGGGCGACUGUUUGGUGGAUACCGAGGGUUCAUCUGGGGGAGUUAAAAAACCCUGAUUCCGAACCUAUAGUGUACGUGGGCUACAGUAUCCUGAAUGAACCUGUUGUUAGCCAUUGGCUACCAUGAGACUGCAGUCAGUCAGUAACAACGUAGAACUUCGUACGUACGUACAUCAGUUCGAGUUGCCACACCACCUUAGCACAGAGAUGCAGUGGUCGAUUCAAAUCCCGUAGUGGUAGAGGUAAUAAGACUGCAUUUCCUAACGUUGAUUUACUACCUUGAGAAUUAAACCUCUAAGCCAAAGGCUUGAGAAGUGGCCUCCUAAGAAAACCACCUGCUUAGGUUUGGGCGCCCGGGCUGUAUCCCAGCCUCACACAAAUCGAAUGACGAAGUAUGGUGUAUAUAUAUAUAUUUGGUACUUUCUUUUACCAAUAUUUUUGUGUUUAAAUAAAUAAAUGGGCGACUGAUUUGAUUUACAAGACGUGUCAGUAGCGAACAAAUUUGCUUAUGAUUGUGCAACAUUUACUUAUAAACAAUCAACUUCUUGGCGACUGAUAAUUGAUUCUGGGGGAUACUUGGUAAAACACUGGGCACAUUUCUCUUAUUUGGAGCAACUAAAAAGGAUGCUUUAAUUUGCCAAUUGCUUAAGUAACUCCGACCGAAGUUUGCUAUCCCUGAAAGGUAACUAGUUGAGUAACAUAUUUGUGAUUUACAAAGAACUUCAUCUACUCAAAAGUUACACAUUACUUGAUGGAGAUUAAUAAAUCUCGGUUUCUCUCAUGGAUGACAGAUAUUCUGACUGAACAACUUACUGGAUCGUUCAGAAUUCAAUGGUGAAGUACAAGUGCUUAACGAUUCUAGAUUAAAAUUAUCUCACUCAUCGUCACCAAGGACAUGUGUAACGCACGUGAUAAUUGUCAGGGUAUAAGCCAAUUACUAGUCAUGUCUAAAACAUUUAGUUUCAUUAUACUUGGAGAUAUUGCACGGACUCCAUGUGAGGGCUUGUCUUGUGACGCAGUUGGGUGCUUUCCUCAAUGUGUGUCCUAUCCACUUCCAGCGCUUCUUCCUGAUUUCUUCCUCCACUGGGAUCUGGUUUGUUCUCUCCCACAGUACGUUGUUGCUAAUAGUGUCCGGCCA
This is a messenger RNA of Schistosoma haematobium, 2366 nucleotides long. Its product is annotated as 39S ribosomal protein L54, mitochondrial. The transcript is spliced from 3 exons. Bases 48 to 539 code for a protein of 163 amino acids. NCBI's taxonomy places the organism in Eukaryota, Metazoa, Platyhelminthes, Trematoda, Strigeidida, Schistosomatidae. Gene Ontology annotation, cellular component: mitochondrial large ribosomal subunit. The record is from RefSeq and is a predicted model, not a curated record. Gene Ontology annotation, molecular function: structural constituent of ribosome.